Molecule: messenger RNA, 2957 nt
Organism: Parus major (Great Tit)
Lineage: Eukaryota; Metazoa; Chordata; Aves; Passeriformes; Paridae
Gene: TMEM18
Product: transmembrane protein 18
Exons: 4
Coding region: 235-561 (108 amino acids)
Cellular component (GO): nuclear membrane
Source: RefSeq, a predicted model, not a curated record
CGCACCGUGUGGUGCCGGGCGCCAGAGCAGUGCCUAGCAACUUCCUAGUUCUCCGCUAGCACUGCGUGUUUGUCCAUGAUAGUCCGCGACAGAACCUACUAUGACCUAUAAACAUGUGCUUAUUUUAUUUCCAAGAAAAUGUAUGAAGUAGUGACUUAAAACUCUGGCCUUAGUGAGGAAGUGGGAUGAGUGAAGUUACUGCAUGGUCACUGCCGUGUAUAUCACGGAUUCCCGAUGAAGUGUUGCUGUGCUGGGGAAGCAGAAGAGAAAUCGACUGAGAGCCAGCAGUUGCUUUGUAGUCUGCCUUGUUCUAAUAGUGCAGUGGCCUUAGUAUAUUGUGCUGAAUAUAUCAAUGAAUUAGCAGCCAUGAAUUGGAGGCUCUUUUCUAAAUACCAAUACUUUGAUUCAAGAGGAAUGUUUAUUUCACUUGUAUUUUCAGCACCACUGCUGGUGAAUACUACUAUAAUUGUGGUCAGCUGGGUUUACAGAACUUUGAAUGUAAUGACUGAACUAAAGAUGCUACAGCAGAGAAGGAAAGCAGAAAAAGAGAAAAAGAAGUAAACGCCAAACCCUAUUUGUGUUUCUUCAGUUGUAAUAACGCCUGUCUGGGUAAUCAGUCCUUCUGUAUGGGUAUGCGGAACAGAAGUAUUUUUGUGUACAAUGUCAAGAGGACUUUGUAAUUGUGGCUGUGGACACUGAGGUGGAAGCAGGUAUCUACAGUACAUUUAAAUUGGCUGUGAAAUUAUGAAACCCAGUCUUAACAAGUCUUUGUGCCCUUCAGUAUAAGAUAGUUUUCCUCCAUGAACCAAGGCUGUUAGUAUUGAAGAGAUGCAAUCUUCCAGUUUCCAUUUGCCUGUGUUAUUUUUUUACUAUGUCUUUAUUCUGUGCUUAUCAAGAAUCAGUUAUUCUGCUGCUUAAGCCAAUUGGAGCUGUGUUGUGAAUUACAGUAAAUGAGAGAUUUUAUUCAGAAUAACUCAGGAAUCCAUGCUUCUGUGAAGCACUUCACUUCUUUAUAAAUCAAGUUUCAUACUUCCUAUGUGUACUGUGUGCCAGUGGCAUUUUAUAAAUAAAACUAUGCACUCACUGUAUCUUAAAUUGAGUUAAUUUGUAUUCAUUUUUAAUCAGACUUUUUCCUUCUUUUUUUCUCAUAAAAAUUUCCAGUUUGGCAAAUUUCCCAGUUUAAUUUGUGUAAAUAAUUCAAAAUGAUCUCUGCAUUUCUUUCAAUUUGUACUUCAUGUUCUUAAGGCUUCUAGAUAAAUACAUUUUUUUUUAAACUAGGUGAAUAUUUAGUAGUUUUAUGUUUCUUUGUAGAACAGAAAGGAAGAGAAGGAACUUAGUAUUAUUAUAUGAAAUUUUGUCCCCUUUAUAAUGUUGGUUUUUUUUAAUAACUGGAAAUUAAAAAUAGGUAAAAAUGAAGAAGGCAUUAGUUUUGCUUCAAGUGGGCUGUUUAUAUUGAAUUAAAGUAGUUUGAGAGGGGGUGUGGAUAUGGUAGAGACUGUCUAUAUUUAGUAGAAGUUGUACCAUUGUGUGGAGAUGUACAGUUCUGUCUAAAAUAGAUGUCAUUUAAGACAUAGGAAAGAUGAUCUAUAAACCUGAUCUUAUAAUGUGAAAAACAUUGAGGUACAAAAUUGCAGGACACUAGUAAGUUUAUAGCCUAAGGAAAUACUUGUGAAACUAAUUUUAAUUACUUAAUAGUCUUCACAGAGUGGAGAUAGACUUGAGGAAGAGAGCAGAUGUAUGUCAUACGCAGUUUGCAAGUCUCCUGAACAGGAGGAAAGUGAAACUCUGCGGGAAGGGCAGUGAAGCAUUAGCAUUGGAUCCAUUUCUUUACCUUUCCUGUAACUCUUUGGCAUUCCUUCACCCACUCACUGCUCUACCCAGAACUACUGGCAGCUAGACUAUUGUAUGUUAGCAAACUAAAUAGAUGCAGGUUUGUGUGUUGUCCCAUUUUGGAGCAUUCUGUUGUGACUCUUGGUGCAGUGUUGGGUCAUGUCAACUAUAUGGAGAAAUCUCAAGUGGUCUGGUCGAUAACGUGCGCUUUUUGGGAAGGAGUGAAGAGAAUCUGUCCAAAUGACUGCCAGGUGGCAGCUGUCACCAGAACCAAACAACAGACCUUUCUGAUAUCAUAUACAUAGGAUGUUGUCCUUCCAGGCUAGUUUAUAAAAGUUCAGCCUUUCUUCUACAGUUUGAUGGGGAGAGUUGCAAUCUUCACUCAUGGCCCUAAGCAAAUGUGCUCCUGACUUUCCUGUUGAUAGCUUCUGCAACAAAUCAGUGCACAAUUGUUUCAGUGUCACAACUCUUGAAGCUGUAAUACUUCAUGUGGAGAUACCACCUUUAUCAAGUAACCUUUGGUUUCAUAGUGUGAAGUGUAGGAAUUUGAUUCACAGUAAGUGAGGAGGUUCAGAGCAGCUGAGCAACAAGUCUCUUGCAGUGGAAAACAGCGUGCCUUAUUUAGUACAUCCAAGGCAAACUUUCUCCAAAUAGUUUGGUAUUUUGCCUAUCUUGUGUGUGAGGUUGGAAAAAAGAUGGAUAAUUGUUGCAGUCUGUUUAGUUUGUUCUGGUUGUUAGUUUGAAUGGUUUGUUCCUGCUGUUAUCCCCCUAUGAUUUGUAAUGGUUUUGCCCACUUGUCAGUUUUUGUAAACCCCUCCCCUUUUUCCUGAACCUUCCUUGUCUGUCACCUUUAGCCUGCCCCUGAUCCCUGUCAGUCAAUGUAAACCCAACCCUCUGUUCCAGCAUGUUCCCUGCCAUUCCUCCCAUUGGUUCCAGAUAUUGUAAACCCCUCCUUUGACUCCUCUCAAGCUGUGUUUUCAUUGGUUCCUGAGUUUGUACCCUCCUCCCUUUAAAAUGAGUUGCACAGAAGUGCUCGGUGCUCAGAGUCCUUGGGUCCCUGUGUACCUUUCCAGCCCUUGUCCUGUCACCACUCCCUCUCCCUUAAUAAAUCCUGUUCCUGGAAAGCU